This is a messenger RNA of Amborella trichopoda, 1502 nucleotides long. It is a transcript of the gene ABCI13, whose product is annotated as non-intrinsic ABC protein 11. The record is from RefSeq and is a predicted model, not a curated record. Lineage: Eukaryota; Viridiplantae; Streptophyta; Magnoliopsida; Amborellales; Amborellaceae. Gene Ontology annotation, molecular function: ATP binding; ATP hydrolysis activity.
AACUGAUCUGGCUCUUCUUCGAAAACGGAAUUUUGAGCUUUUUGCCAUGGCAAAAAGCAUGGUUUCUACAAGCUCUGGCUUGGCCCCAUUACCCACUUCUCGCAAUUCUCUCUCGUCACUCAAAUCAGGUCAAUUGGCUUUUCCAAGCCAUAGGAUUUGUAGUAAGAGACUUAAUUCGACAGGGAGAUGUGAACCUCCUGUUAGAAAGAUUGUUUGUGCCUGUACAGCUCCUCCAAGAAACUGGAACGACGGCUCGGCUAUUCAAUUCAAUGAUACGCCUGUCUCAGAGGUUGAACAUCUGAGCAGAGAGCCUGAGGAUGAUUCCGAUGUCUUGAUUGAGUGUAGAAAUGUUCACAAGUCAUUUGGUGAGAAACAAAUUUUGAAAGGUAUCAGCUUCAAGAUCAGACAUGGGGAAGCUGUUGGAAUAAUUGGUCCAUCUGGCACUGGGAAGUCAACAGUUUUAAAGAUUAUGGCCGGACUUCUUGCUCCUGACGAGGGGGAGGUUCGUAUUAGAGGAAGGAAGAGACAUGGUUUGAUCAGUGAUGAAGAAAUAUCAGGCUUGCGGAUUGGCUUGGUAUUUCAAAGUGCUGCACUUUUUGAUUCUCUAACAGUUCGUGAGAAUGUCGGCUUCCCUCUGUAUGAACACUCCAACAUGCCAGAGGAUCAAAUAGCAGAGCUUGUUACAGAGAAUUUGGCAGCUGUCGGCUUGAAGGGAGUUGAGGACCGAUUACCUUCAGAAUUGUCAGGAGGAAUGAAGAAACGAGUAGCAUUAGCUCGAUCUAUCAUUCUUGACAACUCAAAGGAAGCUGUAGAACCAGAGGUCCUCUUGUAUGAUGAACCAACAGCGGGACUUGACCCAAUUGCUUCAACAGUGGUUGAAGAUCUCAUACGCUCUGUUCACUUAAAAGGUAAAGAUGCUCUUGGGAAGCCAGGCAACAUUACUUCAUAUGUGGUUGUUACUCACCAACACAGCACCAUAAGAAGAGCGGUCGAUAGGUUGAUCUUUCUCUACGAGGGGCAAAUUGUUUGGCAAGGCAUGACCCAUGAAUUCGCAACCUCGUCAAAUCCCAUUGUUAGACAGUUUGCAUCAGGAAGCUUGGAUGGGCCAAUCAAAUACUGAACAUCUCAAUCCAUGUUAAUGAAGCUUGUUGAGGGGUUUGGCCAAGGAAGAGAUUGCCCCGUAAACCCAACAUGGAGGAUGUUUCAGUUAGGAAGUGUAGGGUUGAUGGGGCCUUCAAAUGCCGGUAGUUAUUGGGGCAGAGAUAUGGAGAGAAUCGUCGGUGUGUGUACAAAUCUAUUUACGGGCCCGUGUUUUUGUAUCACAUGCCUUAGAAUGCCUCCCUUGUGGAGCAAUUUAUUGAUAUAUUGCUUCGUUUUAAUUCAUAUAUUACUGGUUACUGUAUAGAGAGAUGAAUCAUUACAUCUCUCGAGCUAAGAGAGAUAUUGCAUGUCUCAUUGAAAAGAAUGAUAACAUUUUGAUCUUAACGAAAUUAAUAUUACAG